Molecule: messenger RNA, 1020 nt
Organism: Adineta steineri
Lineage: Eukaryota; Metazoa; Rotifera; Eurotatoria; Adinetida; Adinetidae
Source: the annotation of a GenBank genome assembly
AUGACUCAAAAUCAAACCAAUAUUGAAACUAAUUCAUAUCUGGAACGUGCAAAACACGAGUUUGAAAUGAAAUAUAAUAAAUCAUUAGCUAAAACAGCUAAUAUAGAAGAUUUUCAAUUAAAGCGAACUAUUGGCAAAGGUUCGUUCGCUCGUGUGAUGCUUGUUAAACAUGGCAAUCAAUCGUUAGCAUUAAAAAUAAUGAAAAAACGGACGAUUGUUGAAUGUGGUCAAGUCAUGCAUAUUUUAUCAGAAAAAUGCAUUUUAGAAGCAGUCAAUUCUCCAUUUAUAGUCAAUUUAAUAUAUGCAUUCAAGGACAAUGCAUAUCUUUAUUUGGCACUUGAGUUUGGCAGCGGUGGUGACAUGUUUACUACACUUCGGCGCGCAGACAAAAUUUCAGAAAAACAAGCAUGUUUUUAUGCUGCUCAAAUUGUGCUUGCUUUAGAAUAUUUACAUUAUUUGAAUAUCAUCUAUCGAAAUAUAAAACCUGAAGAUAUUUUAUUUGCAGCCGAUGGUUACUUGAAAUUAACUGAUUUUGGAUUUGCAAAAGUUGUACAAGAUCGAACGUUCACUUUAUGUGGAACACCGGAGUAUCUAGCACCCGAGAUUAUCAGCGGAAUUGGUCAUGAUAAAGGUGUCGACUAUUGGGCAUUGGGUGUUUUGAUAUAUGAAAUGACAAACGGUUCAACUCCAUUUUAUGCAGAUGAUCCCAUGCAAACCUACACAAAGAUAAGGGCUGGUAGAUUUGAUAUUCCACGUUAUUUUUCAUCUGAUCUUAAAGAUCUCAUACGUAAAUUGCUUGAACAUCACUCAGCAAAUCGUUACGGUUGCUUGGAAGGUGGGACAGCAGAUAUUAAAAAUCACAGAUGGUUCUCAUCAAUCGACUGGAUUGCUCUAGGCGAAAAACGUCUUGAAGCACCAUUUAUACCAAACGAUUUUGAGAGUUACUGUGAACGGUAUGAUGACGAACCUUGGGCAACUGCCGAAACCGUUUUGUAUCCUACAGAAUUCGAGAGUUUUUAG